CAAACAUGGCGGCAAUCUCCUGGCGUCUGUGGUGCGCGCGGCGUGGAUAAAUCCCUUUCCCAGAAAAGAGAGCUCUCUCCCAGUGUGAAUCCUCUCGAUGUUCGGAUGAAUCGAGCCACCUUCUGAUGAACGAGGAAAUGGCCGAGUUGGUGGGUCGUGAGCGCAUCUCUCGUGUCGUGGUAGUGUCCGUAGAAUCAGAGAACAGCGCCCCACCGCUCGAAGCCGUCGUGUCGCGGCCAACCGACUCCGAUGACGAAGAGGACGCGGUCGUCGACAACGUGGAGCCAACCGUGGAACUGCUUUCCCGAUCUGACUCCGAGGAGGUCAGCGGCAACAUGAUCGAGGCGUCCGAUUUCCGAUCCUUGUCCGAAGGUCCGGCCUAUGCUAAUCUGAACGGCCGACUCAGCCCCGGUUUCUCGACGGCCUCCAGCUAUGCUACGUUGACCCCUUUGCAACCUUUACCACCCAUCUCCACCAUGUCGGACAAGUUUACUCACUACGCCCAUCACGGCAAUGUCAGUGGGAGCUUUACUCUCAUGCAGAACAACUUGGGAAUGAAUUUCCAGUACGAAAAACUGGGAACUAUGGGAGUGAUGAACAUGAGCCCGACUCUCGGGGUCACACACGCGUCAGCAGUCUCGAUGCUGGCAGCGAACGGACUCAACUCCCAGUCGCCGUCGUAUUCUCAGAACGGUAUCCACACUCCAGAGAAGUCGCUCAGUCCUACUGGAUUUGAGUCGUAUUCACACCGCGACCUGGGCUCGCCACAGAGCCCAGCUCUGCACACCCCAACCUCGAUGAUGCAGACUUUGAAUGGCCUUAAUGUACCUAGUAGUCCCCCACCCGCCCAAAUACAAGUACCCAGUCCACAGAGUAAACCCUCGCCGGGACCCAUGACUGUGCCGGUGGUCAGUUUGGCCCCUUCGGCUGCCCUUAAUGUAGCCCUGUCCCUCGCAUCGGCGAUUCCAGUGCCGGUGCACGUGACUGUCCAACCGGCGGCCACUAUUGUGAGCUCGCCGCCACAAACCCAGCAGGUCGUUGUGGCCACCCCAGUGGUCCAGCAACAGCAGCAACAACAACAACAACAACAGCAGCAGCAGCAGCAGCAACAACAGCAGCAAUCUCAGCCUCAACAACAACAACCAAAUCCUCAGAACUCACCCCCAAAUAUUAAGCCCGUGAUGGUCGCGACGGCCGUCUCUCCAUCCUCAGCGAAGAGCAGCGGGGAUGAAGUCGAAGAGAUCAACACGAAAGAACUGGCGCAGAGGAUUAGUGCGGAAUUGAAGCGCUAUAGCAUACCUCAAGCAAUUUUUGCCCAAAGGGUGUUGUGUAGGUCCCAGGGGACGCUCUCAGACCUGCUGAGGAAUCCGAAGCCUUGGAGUAAACUGAAAUCGGGGAGGGAGACGUUUCGAAGGAUGUACAAAUGGCUAGAAGAACCAGAAUUUCAGAGGAUGUCUGCCCUCAGACUGGCAGACGGAGGCUCGUUUUCCCGAAUGUUACUGGACCGGCAACCCUCCUCAUCUUCCUGCCCUUCUACGUCCACAGAUAUGUACCUUCUGAAUGAAGACAUCCAAGCAGCUUGCAAGCGGAAAGAAGACCAACAACAGGCCAAACAGCAGAACACACCCAAAAAGCCCCGACUUGUGUUUACGGAUCUCCAGAGGCGGACAUUACAAGCCAUCUUCAAAGAGACGAAGCGGCCUUCAAAAGAAAUGCAAAUCACUAUCUCUCAACAGUUAGGACUAGAGCUCAGUACGGUCGGUAAUUUUUUCAUGAAUGCCCGGCGAAGAUCUCAGGACAAAUGGCAGGAAGAAGUCGAAAGUAAAUGCACGCCAACAACGGCAGCUGCACCCAAGAUUAAUAGCUCAACCACCAAUAACAGCAGCGAUGCCACCAGCCCUGAUUUGAUCAGUACACCGGCGACGACGACCAUUCUCACAACUAUAGUGACCACAUCGUAACCAAAGGCUCUUUUCAUGACUCGCAGGGUGGACAAGGCAAAUAAAUUCCUUUUUUAUAUAUAAAUAUAUAUAUGAAACAGAGGUAAAUGCAAGUUAUUUCAAACUAUAAAAAGAAUUAAUGAUAAACUUCUCAGAAAGACUAGUUCGUUUACCUAAACGUUCUAGCACCGUUUGAAAAGAAGUAUGAAAGCAAAUGUCAGCAAAAGACCUCUAAAACACAUCGAGUACAAUUGAUAUAUUCCCCGUUUUUUGAAGUUACUAUGCCUCGUUAUUUUAACGACAUUUCUAAGAAAUUUUAUACCUUAAAAGUUAAAUACAUGCAGAUGAAAACUGAAAAUCGCUUUUCAGUCCUAUUCAAAAUUCUUUUUGCUAAUUUCUUUGAUAGAUGUUAUGCAUUACAUCGUUAAGUAAUACAUUAUAGCGCACAAGAAUUAUCAUCAUUUUUGCCGACAAAAUUACUUUUAUAUGAAAUUCAUUUUUUUAUUAGAGAUUACUAACAUCUUUUUUU
Argiope bruennichi is the source of this 2469-nucleotide messenger RNA. RefSeq names its product hepatocyte nuclear factor 6-like. The transcript has 4 exons. Gene Ontology annotation, cellular component: nucleus. Gene Ontology annotation, biological process: regulation of transcription by RNA polymerase II. The record is from RefSeq and is a predicted model, not a curated record. Lineage: Eukaryota; Metazoa; Arthropoda; Arachnida; Araneae; Araneidae. The coding region runs from base 126 to 1961 and encodes 611 amino acids. Gene Ontology annotation, molecular function: RNA polymerase II cis-regulatory region sequence-specific DNA binding; DNA-binding transcription factor activity, RNA polymerase II-specific.